Striga hermonthica is the source of this 2028-nucleotide messenger RNA. The record is from the annotation of a GenBank genome assembly. NCBI's taxonomy places the organism in Eukaryota, Viridiplantae, Streptophyta, Magnoliopsida, Lamiales, Orobanchaceae.
AUGUCCGGUAAGAGAUCUGUUCCGGUGUUGUGCCUGUUGCUAUGGUGCGCGGUUUUGUUGCCGUUAAGUGAGGAGCGGUUUCUGGUGAAGAGGGAGCAGAGGAAGACCCUGUUUUCCACCGAGGAUGGAGAGAUCUCGGCCGUCCGUGUUGCCGCCGACAACAUCAACGGCUCCUAUCUGCUGCAUUUCUUCACCUUGGAGCCUAACUCGCUUUUCCUUCCAUCCCUUCUGCAUGCGGACAUGGUCUUUUAUGUCCACACCGGGAGUGGGAAGUUGAGCUGGACAGAGGAAGAUGAUCUCAAGAGCACAGAUAUAAGGAGAGGAGAUGCUUACAGAAUAGAACAAGGAUCCGUUUUCUUCAUACAAAGCAAUUUGGAAACCGACACCGAGCGCCAAAAGCUCAGGAUCCACGCCAUCUUUGCUAACUCGAAAGAUGACCUUCAUGAGCCAGCUGCAACCGGACCUUAUUCAAGCAUCCGGGACAUGGUUCUUGGCUUUGACAGGCAAGUUCUUCAAGCAGCUUUCCAGGUAUCAGAGGAUGUGAUCGAUGAAUUAGUGAAUGGAACAAAUGCACCAGCAAUAAUACACGGACUUCCGAGAACAACCAAGGGAGAAACAGCAGUUGAUAUUGAGGCUCGGGUCAUGACAAGCCUCCUAGCGACCAGAAGCUACAACAUAUUCGAAGUGAACAAGAAGAAGAAAAAGAAAUCGGGUGCCAAAUUGUUCAACAUUUUCAAAGAGGACAAAGAUUUCGAAAACUGCAACGGAUGGAGCACGACAGUGACCCGGAAGAAAUUGUCCGCACUCAAGGGCACCGACAUUGGUCUAUUCAUGGUCAACUUGACAAUAGGGUCGAUGAUGGGGCCCCACUGGAACCCAACGGCAACCGAAAUAGCAGUGGUCCUGCAAGGGCGAGGCAUGAUACGAGUCGUGUGCUCAAGCAUCUCAGAGAAGGAGAGGGCCCACUGCAGGAACACGAGGUUUGAGGUAGAGCAAGGGGAUGUGUUUGCAGUGCCAAGGUUCCAUCCAAUGGCCCAAAUCUCGUUCAACAACGAGACGCUGGUCUUGGCGGGCUUCAGUACCUCGGCGAAAAGGAACCAUCCACAGUUUCUGGCGGGGCAGGGCUCGGUGCUGCGGGCCCUGGACAAGGACGUGCUUGCAAUGUCGUUCAAUGUGAGCAACACGACUCUGGAUCAGCUUCUGAGCCCACAGAAGGAUUCGGUGAUCUUAGGUUGCGUGUCGUGCGCGGAGGAAGAGCUGAGGGUGAUGAAAGAGGAGGCGGAGAGAGAGAAGGAAGAGGAGAUGAAGAGGCGGGAGGAGGAGAGGAAGAGAGAGGAAGAGGAGGCUAGAGAGAGAGAGGAGGAGGCAGCAAAGAGGGAGGAGGAAGAGAGAGAGAGGCAGAGAGAGCAAGAGGAGGCGGCCAGAAGGGAGAAGGAAGAGAGAGAGAAAGAGGAGAGAGAGAAGCAAAGGGAAGAGGAAGAGGAGGCAGGUAGGAGAGAGGAAGAAGAGAGAGAGAGGCAGAGGGAGCAAGAGGAGGCGGCUAGAAGGGAGGAAGAAGAGAGAGAGAGGCAGAAGGAACAAGAGGAGGCAGCUAGAAGGGAGGAGGAAGAGAGAGAGAGGCAAAAGGAGCAAGAGGAGGCGGCUAGAAGGGAGGAGGAAGAGAGAGAGAGGCAGAGGGAGCAAGAGGAGGCGGCUAGAAGGGAGGAGGAAGAGAGAGAGAGACAGAGGGAGCAAGAGGAGGAGGAGGUAGCAAGGAGAGAGGAAGAAGAAAGAGAGAGGCAGAGGGAGCAAGAGGAGAGAGGUAGAAGAGAGGAAGAAGAGAGAGAAAGGCAAGAAGAAGAAGAGGCAGGGAGGAGUGAGGAGGAAGAGGCAGCGGAGGCAGAGAGGAGGAGGGAGGAGGCGGCAGCAAGGAGGGAGGAGGAGGAAGCUAGGCGGCAGGAGGAGAAAGAGGAGAGAGAAUGGGGUGGUGGUGGUGGUGGUGAGACUGAAUAUGUAGUUGAAAAUCUCAAGAGGAGGCUCACUGUUUAA